AUGUCUGUGAUUCGAAACGUUGCAAUUGCCGGUGCCUCGGGCGACCUCGGCACCCCAGUCCUAAACGCCCUCAUCGAAUCCAACAAGUUCAACAUCACCGUUCUGACCAGACACUCCUCCAAAGCACAAUUCCCCGCUACUGUCCGGGUAAACCCCGUCGACUACAGCUCUCUCCCGGAGCUCACAGCCGCUCUAAACGGCCAAGACGCCAUCAUCUCAACCCUAACAACCGCCGCCAUGGACGUCCAGCACACGCUAAUUGACGCUGCAAUCGCUGCCGGGGUCAAGCGAUUCAUCCCGUCCGAAUUCAGCUCCAAUAUCGGCAAUCCCAAGGCCUCCACACUGCCCGUCUACCAGUCCAAGAUCGCCGUCCACAAGGCUCUCCAAGCUCAAUCAGCAGAGAACCCCACGUUCACCUAUACAUUGAUCCGCCACGGACCCUUCCUUGACUGGGGCCUUAGGGCGGGGUUCUUCUUUGACUUCAGGACCGAAACGCCCCCUUUCUAUGAUGGCGGCGAUCGGCCGUUUAGCACCACUACUCUAUCCACGAUCGCUCAGGCGGUCAUUGGCGUUCUGACGCAUUUCGACGAGACGAAGAAUCGACCCGUCUAUGUGCAUGAUCUGGUCACCACGCAGCGCCAGAUCUACACAAUCGUCCAGAAACUGGCUCCCGGGCGGAAGUGGAAUCCGGUGGAUAUUAGUACAGCCGAGCUGGAGGCGAAGGCGCGGGAGGAAUGGGCGAAGGGGAACACGGAUUUGCGGUCUAUUGUCGGUCUUUUGUGUCGGGCGGUGUUUGCGGAGGGAUAUGGCGGGGAGUUUAAGGAGGUCGACAAUGAGCUUCUUGGAUUGGGAUUGAAGACGGAGGCUGAGCUGGAGGAGGUGGUGAAGGCAGUUUUGGGUGAUUUACUGUGA
Messenger RNA from Aspergillus pseudonomiae, 912 nucleotides. Its product is annotated as aromatic alcohol reductase. NCBI's taxonomy places the organism in Eukaryota, Fungi, Ascomycota, Eurotiomycetes, Eurotiales, Aspergillaceae. The record is from RefSeq and is a predicted model, not a curated record. Bases 1 to 912 code for a protein of 303 amino acids. The transcript has 2 exons. Gene Ontology annotation, molecular function: oxidoreductase activity.